Molecule: messenger RNA, 822 nt
Organism: Brassica napus (rape)
Lineage: Eukaryota; Viridiplantae; Streptophyta; Magnoliopsida; Brassicales; Brassicaceae
Product: glutathione S-transferase T3-like
Exons: 1
Coding region: 1-822 (273 amino acids)
Source: RefSeq, a predicted model, not a curated record
AUGGAUAAGCAAAUUAGUUAUGUAAACCUCCGCUUUAGUCAAUCUCAUACUACAGUGGACCUUGAAUCAUCCGAACCUUAUUGGUUCGGUACCCAAGGUCCUGAUGAGUCAGUUCUCGAGUAUCCUCUCAACUCUGCUGUCGACACUGGUGCCAAGGAGAGAAGGAAAUGGUCUCCGAGGGAGGAUAAAAUCCUUAUUGGUGUUUGGCUUAACACCAGUAAGGAUGCGGUGGUGAGCAAUGACCAGAAAGCUGGUCGCUUCUGGAAGAGGAUCGUCGAGUACUACAAUAACUGCCCGCAACUGGUGGGAACAACACCUAGAGAGCUGAAUCAGUGCAAGCAGAGGUGGGCUAGGAUUAACGAGCAAGUCAGCAAGUUCGCUGGAUCAUAUGACGCGGCUCUGAGGGAGCAGAGAAGUGGUCAAAAUGAUGAUGACGUGAUGAAAGCUGCUCUAGAGUACUUCUUCAAUCGUCACGGGACCAAGUUUGUCAUGGAACAUGCAUGGAGGGAGUUGAGGCAUGACCAUAAAUGGGCCUCCACCUAUGUGGGUAAGGACGGUGGAAAGGAAAAGCGGAAACAAGUUGAUAUAGAAGAUGAAGUGGGAGAACCAGAGAGUAGACCUAUAGGGAUCAAUACUUCUAAAGCUGCUGCUAAGAAGAAGAAGAAUGGUAAAGAAGAGUCGUUGUCACAGAUUCAGGCCAUAAUAGAAAUGAAAGCAAAAAUGUCAAAACAGAAGUUGCUUGAACGUCUACUUAGCAAAAAAGACCCACUCACUGAGAUGGAAACAUCUCUUAAGCUCAAACUCAUGUUUGAGAUGUUAUGA